Molecule: messenger RNA, 1570 nt
Organism: Pygocentrus nattereri (red-bellied piranha)
Lineage: Eukaryota; Metazoa; Chordata; Actinopteri; Characiformes; Serrasalmidae
Gene: bmp3
Product: bone morphogenetic protein 3
Exons: 3
Coding region: 216-1547 (443 amino acids)
Biological process (GO): BMP signaling pathway; SMAD protein signal transduction; osteoblast differentiation
Cellular component (GO): extracellular region
Molecular function (GO): cytokine activity; growth factor activity
Source: RefSeq, a predicted model, not a curated record
UGCUCAGCUCACACGAGCAGAUCCACUCCAGUCUCAUCCAGCAGGAGCCCGGCUGCUUAUCUUCUGACCAGCAUCAGUGAUUCGUCCGCUCCGAGACGCAGCUGCGCUUUUGCAACUCGCGCUCAUGUGAUGCGCUCAGCGGAGAGAGAGACGCACUUUGGAGCCUCAGUCUAGAACCUAGAUCAGACCCUGCGAGCGGCUGAAGGGAGCGAAGCAUGGAUCCGUGUCAGCGCCUGCUCGUCCUCCUCCUCUUGGGCUGGAGCUGCCUGAGCUGUGGAUUGUGUGCCAUGCUGAAAGAUCACAUCGCCGGACUGGCCCUGGACGCGGAUUUGGGCUACUCGAAGAAAACGGCGCAGGACACGGUGUCCGAGCACAUGCAGAUGCUCUACGCCAAAUACAACAGCGCAGGCUUUCCGCUCAAAGACGGGAAUACAGUCCGCAGCUUUAAAGCCCAGCCGGGCACCAUCAACAAGAAACAUCUUCAGAUCUUCAACCUAACGUCCCUGGCCAAGUCAGAAGAUGUUCUGUCAGCAACUCUGCACUACUACAUCGGUGACCUGCAGAACAGCAGCCGCAGCUGCUCGAGGCCUAAGAGCUGCCACCAUGGCCUCCGACGGCAAAGUCACAUUCACUUCAGCAUCUGGAGUUUUGCAUCCAUGGAUAACAGGACCAGGACUCUUGGCCACUUCCUUAUUAAUAUAUCGUCUACAUACCGGGACUUUAUAUCCUGGCAGUGGAAGGACAUCACCCGCGUGGUCAACCAAGCCAAACAUCACCAUGAGCUUCUGAUCGGCAUCGCAAUCGAUUCCCAAGGACGGCAACCUCAGAAGAAGUUCCUGUUGGACCGUAAACCAUAUAUCUUGGUUUACGCCAAUGAUUCAGCCAUCUCUGAGCCUGAGAGUGUGGUGACCACACUUCAGAGACACAAAGGGAGCUUAGUGCCUGGUCUUCACAAACUCGGACUACGCAACCGCAAUAGCUCUUCGCUGCACAGGACGAAGCGCUCGGCCAACAUUCUUCUGCCACUGCAGAACAACGAGCUGCCAGGUCCUGAGUAUCCCUAUGAGAUCCACACCUGGGAAGAGACCAGUCCAUAUGACCCCAUCGAGAGCAAGCCAGCCAAGCGGCCCCGCAAGAAACCUCGCAAGAAACAGGGCCACAAAAACCCACUGCUGCAGUUUGACGAGCAGACCAUAAAGAAAGCAAGGAAGAAACAGUGGAACGAGCCAAGGAACUGCGCCCGCAGGUAUCUGAAGGUGGACUUUGCUGACAUUGGAUGGAGUGAAUGGAUUAUCUCCCCCAAGUCGUUUGAUGCCUAUUACUGCUCAGGAUCCUGUCAGUUUCCAAUGCCUAAGUCUCUGAAACCUUCGAACCACGCCACCAUCCAGAGCAUUGUCCGGGCAGUAGGAGUGGUUCCUGGCAUUCCAGAGCCGUGCUGUGUUCCUGAGAAGAUGUCCUCCCUCAGCAUCCUCUUCUUCGAUGAGGACAAGAACGUGGUCCUCAAAGUCUAUCCAAACAUGACAGUGGAUUCCUGCGCUUGCCGAUAAUGCCUUAUGCUUUCUGGCCCCCC